Messenger RNA from Cylicocyclus nassatus, 1206 nucleotides. Lineage: Eukaryota; Metazoa; Nematoda; Chromadorea; Rhabditida; Strongylidae. The record is from the annotation of a GenBank genome assembly.
AUGGCUGUCCACGAAGGGCUAACAGAGGAAGAAACAGGACGAGUCAAAUCGCUUCUGCGACAAUGCUUUCCGCACACCAACUUUGACAAAGAUGUCAGCUGCACAUUUGUAAUCCAAGCAGACAACAGAAGCUUCUGGUCAAAGAUCGUACGUGUGCACCUGGAUUGGAAGAAUGUAGAAGAAGGACAAGAUCACCCCACGUCCAUUUUUAUGAAGAUCCCACGGGUUUCCGAAAAUGUGAGAUUUGGGGAGGCGAACGACUAUAGUGACCUUGAAGCUGCCAAAGAAGCUGAAUGUCUGCUCAUACUCACAAAGUACGAAGUGUCAUUUUAUCGAAACUAUGGAAAUGAUAUCAUUCCGCACUUUCCAAUGCCAAAAUUUUACGCUGCCGAAGAUGUCACAGAACCAGGGACGGGAAUUAUUGCUUUAGAAGACCUUAGCGACCGCGUAAAAACGAUGGACCUUUUUCCCGGUCUGUCAUUAAUCCAGUUGGAAACAGUUAUGGAUGCGUUGGCUGGGUUCCAUCAUCAUUUCUACACCAAGGAAGAUCAGUCGUGGGUGUCUUCUUUUGACAGAGUUUCCGAAAUCGAGAAAGAGUUCCAGGAUGUGCAGUUUGGCGCUUCCCAGAUGUUUGAGAAGAUUCGACCAGAUUUGUUCAAGUCAAAAGUGUCAGCGCUGAAGGAAUACUUUAGCCUUGAAGCGGCGACGAGCGCUCAUUACUCUUAUAAAGAAUUAGGAGUCCCUCCAGCUCCAGUCCACUUCGACAUGAAUCCCACAAACCUAUUAUGGGACAAGGAAAUGAGAAAGCUCAUUGCAAUAAUUGACUAUCAACUCCUCCACACCGGUAAUUUCGCUGAAGACAUCGCGCGAACGUUGACGCUCACGAUGUCGAGACAGCAACGAUGGAACCAUACGAAUGCACUCCUCAAGCGUUACCACGACACACUAACAUCACUGUCAAACGGCAAUCCGCCUUACGCCAUUUCCAAGGUGUACGAGGCAUACGAAUGGAUCUUCCCCUACUCCAUGAACUUCGGAUUGUUUGCUAUGGCCAACUACUUUGACAUGUACAAUAGGCUAGAACAAGAUGAGGUGAAAAGAAGAGAGAUUCAAAAUGAGAUCACUGACAGAGCCUAUGGGGCAAUAAUUGAUGCUGAGCGAUACAUUCGUCUACGGCAGAAUUCGCGAAGGCCUCGAAGGGUCUAA